CUCUCUCUCUCCCUCCCCGUAGAAACCCUCGGGAUUGUUAUCGUUGUUAGGUGUAUUGAAAUUUCGUUUAAUUCUGUGAAGAAGAAUUUUGAAACGAUUUCUUGGGGGUUUGAUUCUUCGAUUCUAGAUGAGAGAGGAGCAAGGAAGAGGAGUCAUGGUGAUGGAGCGGCGGAGUGGAUUGAAUCGGAAGAGAUUUGGAGCUUAUUUACAGUCCGAUCCGGCGAUUUUGGCCGGUGACGAUGACGAUUUCUCCCCCCGGCAUAGCAAUGCCUCCACUGCGACUAGUCCGGUUUAUAACUUUGAGAAAUCGCCGGCGAGCGGUGAGGCUUCGCCGUACUUGAUGUCGCCGUGGAAUCAAUCUGCUUCGCCGUAUUCAAAAUCUCCAUGGAUCGUUCCGUCGGGGAUGAAUCUGUACGACGAUGGAUUCUUCGCUCGGAGUGGACUCGUCGGCUCUCUGGUGCGAGAGGAAGGUCAUGUGUAUUCGUUAGCGGUAGCAGGGGAUUUGUUGUACACUGGAUCUGAUAGCAAGAACAUUCGCGUGUGGAAGAAUUUGGAGGAGUACGCUGGAUUUAAAUCGAACAGUGGUUUGGUGAAGGCGAUAAUCUUGUACGGAGAUAGAAUCUUCACAGGACAUCAAGACGGAAAGAUUCGUAUAUGGAAGGUUUCAUCGAAGAAUCCGAAAUCUCAUAGCCGAAUCGGAAGCCUGCCGACAUUGAAGGAAUUCGUAAAAAGCUCGAUGAAUCCGAAAAAUUAUGUGAAAGUCCGUCGCAACCGUAACGUCCUCCGUAUAAAGCAUUUCGACGCCAUUUCAUCGAUGAGUCUGAACGAGGAGUUAGGGCUUUUGUACUCUGGAUCUUGGGACAAAACGAUGAAGGUCUGGCGAAUCGCAGAUUCGAAAUGCCUCGAAUCAAUCGCCGCUCACGACGACGCCGUGAACGCCGUCGCAUCUGGAUUAGAAAGCCUUGUAUUCACCGGAUCCGCAGAUGGAACAGUGAAGGUCUGGCGGAGGGAGUUACAGGGGAAAGGCACAAAGCAUUUUCUGGUUCAGGUAUUGUUGAAGCAAGAAAAUGCGAUAACCGCGUUGGCUGUGAAUAAAUCAUCGGCAGUGUUGUACUGCGGUUCAUCAGACGGAGUAGUGAAUUAUUGGGAGAGCGAGAAGCAUUUAUCACACGGCGGCGUCCUCCACGGCCAUAAACUGGCUGUACUUUGCUUAGCGACUGCCGGAAACUUAGUGUUCAGUGGAUCAGCGGACAAAAACAUUUGCGUGUGGCGGAGGGAAGAAAACAGCGGAUCUCACACAUGUCUCUCAGUUCUAACCGGCCACUCCGGGCCGGUCAAAUGCUUAGCCGUUAAGGAAGACGACGAAGAAGAAUCUCCAUCGCCGCCGGGCAAAAAGUUGUACCGGCGAUGGAUUGUGUACAGUGGUAGCCUGGACCGGUCGGUGAAGGUGUGGCGCGUGGCAGAGAACGCGUCGGAGAUGCUGAAACUGGCGGACGCGGAUAGGCCGUACCUGACCUACAAGAAGCAGUAAAGGCAGAAAAAGGGAGGUACCAGGCGUGCCGUCUUGCAUGGCGUUUUGGGUAGUUGCAGAAGGUGGGAUUCGCUGCGGAAGAGUCUAUGGAACUCGAGGCCUCUACACCAAUGCAAUCCCGCCACGUGUUGGGAGGAGGGGGGGAGUCUACAAAAACGUGCUUGGAUUGCAAAUAGAGAGUUUGUUAGGGGUGGGGGUUUGUGAAUACCGAAUUUUUCAGGUAUGAAAAGGAAAGUUUGGAUUAAAUAUUCUGUUUUGUUGUGUGUUUCUUUAUGUAGAUAAAUUUUAGGUCACAUAUUCAUACACAUGUUUUGUAGUUUACCCUAAGUUAUAAUAUAAAGCUGUAAUAUUCUCUUUCA
This is a messenger RNA of Cucurbita pepo subsp. pepo (vegetable marrow), 1890 nucleotides long. Its product is annotated as protein JINGUBANG. Gene Ontology annotation, molecular function: protein binding. NCBI's taxonomy places the organism in Eukaryota, Viridiplantae, Streptophyta, Magnoliopsida, Cucurbitales, Cucurbitaceae. The record is from RefSeq and is a predicted model, not a curated record.